CCUAUUACUUAAUUCCUUAGAAUUUAUUCUCUGCUAACAAACCACAGGGUGACGCAUCCACAAUGGCAGCCGCAUCCUCGCCCCCGAAUACAGCUAACGAGAAGUCCACCAAGGAGGUGGACAUCUACCGCGAUACCUUCAUCCGUUACAUGGGCUACAGCAAUGAGAUUGGAGAGGCCUUCAGACCCCUGGUGCCCAAGUCGAUUGUGGCCGCCUCCUACGGCAUGGCCAUUGGCUACGUGUGCACAGACACCUUCGAUAAGUCGCUGCGCCUGCAGAUGGCCGGCGCCUCCAAUCGCGAUGUCGGCAUUUUGGCCGGCGAUGUGUUCAGCUGGCAGAUGAUGGCCUCUGUGAUCAUUCCGGGCCUGGUCAUCAAUCGAAUCACUUGGGCCAGCAGACUGAUGCUGAGCAAGGCGCCAGGGGCCAUUGCGAAGACGGUGCCCACGCUGAUAGGACUGGCCAGCAUUCCCCUGAUCAUCCAUCCCAUUGAUAGUCUCGUGGAUCGCCUAAUGGAUGAAACUUACCGCAAAAAAGUGCGGUAGUGAAUGCCUUGCGCUCCGCACUCCUACUCCCUGUCCCGGUGAUAGUCUGUAGCUCUUAAGCAUUGCCAAAUGACAAAUGAUACAUGAUACAUGCCAGUCUGCUCUGCAUCGUAGAUGCCAGCCAGGGCCUUGACCCAAAUGCAAUUUGAAUCAAUUCGUAACACGUAA
This is a messenger RNA of Drosophila subobscura, 710 nucleotides long. RefSeq names its product mitochondrial fission process protein 1. Gene Ontology annotation, biological process: mitochondrial fission. The transcript is spliced from 3 exons. The coding region runs from base 63 to 542 and encodes 159 amino acids. Gene Ontology annotation, cellular component: mitochondrion. NCBI's taxonomy places the organism in Eukaryota, Metazoa, Arthropoda, Insecta, Diptera, Drosophilidae. The record is from RefSeq and is a predicted model, not a curated record.